Fusarium falciforme is the source of this 1095-nucleotide messenger RNA. RefSeq lists its product as hypothetical. NCBI's taxonomy places the organism in Eukaryota, Fungi, Ascomycota, Sordariomycetes, Hypocreales, Nectriaceae. The record is from RefSeq and is a predicted model, not a curated record. Gene Ontology annotation, molecular function: methyltransferase activity. Bases 1 to 1095 code for a protein of 364 amino acids. The transcript has 8 exons.
AUGUGUGCACACGAGCGACAGAAGUCUAAGUCCCCUACGCCACCGCUGCAGGAGGCCCUGGCUGAGAAUCCUCUAGAGGCAGAUGAUAAUCUUCCCGACGAUGAUUCCGCCUAUGCUAUCUCAGAAAACUCGGGUAGCUACCAAACCUCUUUGGCGUCAAGCAUUAUAAACUACAAGUAUGUCGUCCAGUCGUCUCCGCAGCUUUCUCUAACCAACACCUGCUUUGGUGAUACAGAUAUGAGAAUGGACGUCGCUACCAUGCUUUCCGUGCAGGCACCUAUCUACUGGUAUCCAAACGAUGACACAGAGCAAGACCGCAUGGAUCUCGUACAUCAUCUGUACCGUCUGUUGCUCGGCGGCAAGCUCUUCCUAGCGCCUAUCCCCGAUGAGCCCCAUCGUGUCCUCGACCUCGGCACCGGCACGGGUAUCUGGGCCAUGGACUUUGCCGAUGAAUACCCAUCCGCAGAGGUAAUUGGAACGGAUCUCAGUCCCAUCCAGCCAAAAUGGACCCCUCCAAACUGCCUCUUCGAGGUCGACGACUUCGAAGCCGAGUGGCUCUACACCAAGCCCUUCGACUUCAUCCACGCGCGCGAGCUCGAGGGAUGCAUCAGCGACGACGAUGAGCUUUUCCGGCGCGCCUUCCUCCACCUCGCACCGGGCGGGUACAUCGAGUUCCAGGCUGCCAACCCGCGCUGGAUGUCCGACGACGGCACCGCCGACAAAGCCGAGAACGCCCAGAGCUGGCUCAAGGUCCUGCUGGAGGGCUCGGCCAAGUUCGGAAAGCCGCUCGAGAUUGCCGUUGAUUGGAAGGGGAAGAUGGAGAAGGCAGGGUUUGUGGAUGUGCAGCAGGAGGUUCGCAAGAUGCCCAUUGGCGCUUGGCCCAAGGAUCCGAAACUCAAAGAGAUGGGGAGAUAUCAAGGUGUCCAGCAGAUUCAGGCCGUGGAGUCGUACACGCCUAGGCUCUUCUCGACUGUUCUUGGCUGGACGGAGGAGGAGAUCCAGGUGUACGUGGCCAAGGUCAGGAAGGACCUCAAAAACCCUUCAAUUCACCUUUACUUGCCAAUCUACUUCGUCUGGGGGAGGAAGCCCGAGUGA